GUCACGACCCAGUCCGUCUGGUCUUGUCCCCGUCCUGCCUCCUCACCCGCGCCUCUCUCUUAAUGUUCUGCUACGAGUCGCCCCAGUGAUUCAUCUCCCAGGCCGCCGCACACUCGUUUCCGCUACUAUCUUAAUCGAUAAUUCACCUGCCGCUGUCCGUUGUUGCCCGCAAACUGCGCUACAUCGAAGCGCGCUCCCAACGCCAACUUUUUGGCUCUCCUUACCCUCACCACGCCGCCGCUGUCGUCUGUCACCUCGCGGCCCACCCUAAGGCGAUCCAAACAUGGCCCCAGCAGUCCCCCGAUUACGCAUUCUGUCAGUGGGCGGUAAUGCCGUCUCGGCCUUCUUAUCAUGGCGACUGCAAGCAACCAAUGCCUGCGACGUCACCCUCGUAUGGAAGUCGGGAUACGAGAGCGUCGCCCAGUACGGCAUAUCAUUCAAAUCUGCCCUCUACGGCAACGAGCGGUUCAAGCCCCAUGCUGUCGUCCGCACACCCGAAGAUGCCGCCCAUUCUUCCAAGCAGCCUUUUGAUUACGUCCUUCUUUGCGUAAAAGCCCUGCCCGAUGUAUACGAUAUCGCCAACAUCAUCGAGUCGGUCGUCUCCCCUCAGCAUACCUGCAUCCUUAUGAACACUACACACAGCCUUGGCGUUGAAUCCUAUCUCGAGCAGCGUUUCCCCACAAACGUAGUGCUUUCAUUAGUAUCGGGAGCAGAAAUUUCGCAGCUCGGAGCUAGCGAAUUUGAGCACAAAGGCGCGACCGACAUCUGGGUUGGUCCUGCCAACAGGAAUGCCAACAUUCCUGCGCAGAUCCAGUCAGACAUGGCUGAAGCCCUGGCCAUGACAUUGAGUUCCGGACAGGUUGACUGCAAGGUCUCAUCCAACAUACGACAACAGCAGUUCGAGCGAAUGAUAGGUCCAAUCGCUUUCCACCCUGCCAGUGUUGUAUUCGAGACACCCAACCACGCUGAACUGAUGGACAAGGUUGGCGUGCGUGCUCUCAUCACCGGAGUGCUUGAUGAGAUGAUCGCGCUUGCAAAUGCUUCCGACUGCACAUUCCCCGAAGAUUUCCGCGAAACAACGCUUCAAGAGAUGACCCGUCCACAGGACAACAACAGCACUAUGUGGAUGGACUUUGAGGCCAAGCGCCCGAUGGAGAUCGAGACGUAUCUUGGAUCCCCUCUCAAGAUUGCACAAGAAACUGGUGUCGCUGUGCCUCGGAUCGAGACUCUGUAUGCCACACUCCAUCACCUCAACAUCGUCAACCGCACACGCCCAGCUGCUCCAGCUCCCGCCACACAAUCUCCUCAAAAUGGCAUGCAACCUCCCCCUAGACAAUCCUCGGCGCCGAUGCCUCGUGGGCCCCCUACCCAAGGGCCCAUGAUGAACGGUAACGGUAUGAAGGGCGGCCCUCGUCCAGGAAGCCGUGCUCCGUCAAUCAAUGGGGGUCCUCCAAUGAUGCGUCGUGGUCCACCCCCGGGCCCCAACGGCUAUCCUCCUAGGAUGAACGGAGGUCCUAAUCGGCGUCCCUCUUUCGAGGACCCUGGCAAUCUUGAGGAGUUUUCCCAUCUCAUGCUCUACGACGACAUGGUUCCAGACGGUGCCGUCAAUGGCGGCCCUUACGAGAGCGCCGGAAACUCUUCCAACAACAUUGCACUUCGCGAGAGAGAAUUGAUGCUUAGGCAGAGAGAACUCCAGAUCAGAGAGCAGGAGAUGAACAUGCGAGGCGGACGUGGCGGUCCAAUGGGUCCAGGCCCUAUGGGACCUCCGAUGGGACCUCCAAUGGGACCCAUGGGUCGUGGUCGAGGACGUCCCCCGCCACCCCCAUCAAUGGGCGGAUUCGAUGACGAUGACGAUGAUGGCGAUGACUUCUUCGAUCCUAUGGGAGGCCGCGGAGGCCCAAUUAUCGACCCCGACAACUUCGACAUGAUGAGCGUCACGUCGCGUCGCAACCGCUCAGCACCCAGCGCCAAGCAGAUUCGUCAAAACCCCGAGGGUGCAGGCUUCGCGCCUGGACCGAACAGGGGCGGCAGGGGCCCCUUUGGACGUCCGGGGAUGAACAAAAAUCGGAGUAGUGCUCGGUUGAUGGCAGAUGUUCCUGGCCUCCACGACUCUAUCAUGAACAACCCCCUCAUGGGCUACUCCUCCGACCGCUACGGACACGUCGAUCGCGGUGCUAUGGGCGCGCAAUCCAGAACCAACUCACUAACAUCGGCUCGUUUAGAUGAGCUUUCAGGGGGCGCAGGCUACGGUGCUUAUCCUGCACCAAACGCCCGCCGCAUGAGCCAGUCACCUGGCAACCCGCUCAGUCCGGGCCCGCGACCUAUGGGCCGACCCUCACCACCAAACGGCUUCAAUGGCAUGCCCCCGAACGGCAUGGUCCCCAAUGGCAUGCCUCCAAAUGGAAUGAUUCCUAACGGGCGGCCAUCGCCUCCUGGCAUGAGGCAGCCCAUGCCACGAAACCCUGGAAACGAGGUGGCACCACAACAAGUUGAACAACACGCUGGGGUGAGCAAUCUCUACCCGCCCAAGUCUCGUACCCAAGUUCGCAGUCUGACUGGAAGCGCAUCAAAUAGUUCCGCUAGCGCAAAAGCAGUAGAUUCUACGGAAAACUCUGCGCACAGCAGCCAAAGCAGCCUUGGACCCCGUCCCCCCGUUGGCGUUCGGUAAUUGGGAUAAUGUUCGACUCAGAUUUGGUGGCCAUCCGUUUUGAAUGUUGGCAUCUGGCAUGGACACUGUUUCAACCUCGACGACAUUGCCGAAAUCAUCUACUGGUCCUCACUCGACACACAUCCUUUCUCGUCUAAGACAGCUAGCGAAGCAGUCUAGACGUCUCUUUCGACACCUUUUUCCACAAACACGUAUACGCACCGAAGCAUCACCAUCCAGCCGACAAGACUCUCUACGGCGGUCCGGGCGGCUUCAUGGACAGCCAGAGGCUCGUCCAGAUGGUGGAUGUCCUAAUGACGAAUAGAAUUGGGCCGGCAAGGG
Molecule: messenger RNA, 2989 nt
Organism: Alternaria rosae
Lineage: Eukaryota; Fungi; Ascomycota; Dothideomycetes; Pleosporales; Pleosporaceae
Product: ketopantoate reductase PanE/ApbA-domain-containing protein
Exons: 5
Coding region: 284-2668 (794 amino acids)
Cellular component (GO): cytoplasm
Molecular function (GO): oxidoreductase activity
Source: RefSeq, a predicted model, not a curated record